AUGCAGAACGACUUCGACUUCCUUGCAGGUGAUUCCAACAUGAAGGGUUUGCCUCCCAAAUCAACGGUCAUGCCAGGCAGCCCGGUCCACUACCCACAAUGGCAGCUUGAUGUUCCAUUACACGAGGGCUCCAUCGUUCAUCGACCCUCUGUGAAUUAUGACCUAGAGGUUGGACCUCACUUGUGCAUGCUGACAAGCUUUCACUCCGAUCAAAUCGCUACCGCUGGAUAUUCAUAUGGUCAUUUGUCCAGCAACACCACACUGACCCCUCCCACCCUUCCGGUUGAACCCCAGUCUAUAAACGCACAGCAGGAGACCCGUGCGAAGGAUGUCAAAGAAAGUGGAAAGAACCACCGACUUGCGCAAAGAUGUAAAUGGGAGGGCUGUACAUCCACAAAGAGUUUCAACCGCGAGGCCGACCUUCUGCGGCAUGUUAGGACCAUCCAUAUUGCUCCUCGGUCUUAUAGGUGCAACGUCGAUGGCUGCCUCAAGUCCUUCAAUAGGAGUGAUAAUCUGAAGGGCCAUAUGCUCAGGGUUCAUGAUUGUGAUUGUUAG
Molecule: messenger RNA, 555 nt
Organism: Aspergillus pseudotamarii
Lineage: Eukaryota; Fungi; Ascomycota; Eurotiomycetes; Eurotiales; Aspergillaceae
Exons: 2
Coding region: 1-555 (184 amino acids)
Biological process (GO): regulation of transcription by RNA polymerase II
Cellular component (GO): nucleus
Molecular function (GO): DNA-binding transcription factor activity, RNA polymerase II-specific; RNA polymerase II cis-regulatory region sequence-specific DNA binding
Source: RefSeq, a predicted model, not a curated record